Penicillium cinerascens is the source of this 651-nucleotide messenger RNA. RefSeq lists its product as uncharacterized. Bases 1 to 651 code for a protein of 216 amino acids. NCBI's taxonomy places the organism in Eukaryota, Fungi, Ascomycota, Eurotiomycetes, Eurotiales, Aspergillaceae. Gene Ontology annotation, molecular function: nucleic acid binding; RNA-DNA hybrid ribonuclease activity. The record is from RefSeq and is a predicted model, not a curated record. The transcript is spliced from 2 exons. Gene Ontology annotation, biological process: DNA replication, removal of RNA primer.
AUGACCUGGCGUCCAGAUUACCCUGUUACACUUCCCGAUGGUCGCCUAGUGUGUCACACGCACGGCUUCGUAAUCUGCGGAGGCUGCUGUGUCGAUUACAGCUUCAUGGAAGAUACCGACACCGAAGAUGAAGACGUGGACGAAAGCGAUGCGUCUGAUGAUACACUGUCUUCCGAGGACAUGAAUGAAGGUCCUGCAGGCCUCGUUAAUACUCUCAGAGUCGGCACGGGACGCCUUAUUCCUACAAAGGCCAUCCCCCCCAAUGACAAAGCUACACCGCAUACCAAAGCUAUAUCACCCGUACGGCGGUUCAUUCGUCAAACCGACCCCGCAACGUUCCUCAUCUAUACGGAUGGUUCGUGUCUGAACAACGGCGAGGCGAAUGCCGUAGCUGGUUGCAGCUUCGUUUUCAAGCCCCUCGUGCAAGCCGGGGGUGUCAACUCUUGUCGCUUUCCUCUUGAGAGAGAAGGGCCUACCGGCGAACUCCACCCGCAAACAAGCAACCGCGCAGAACUGCGCGCCGUCAUUGCAGCUUUGCGAUUCCGGUACUGGCCUGGAGAAGGUUUCGAUCGUCUAGUGAUUGCGACAGACUCUGAAUACGUUGUCGAGGGUAUCACAUCCUGGAUACGUGGAUGGCUACGGCGAGACUAG